CGCCCUGGCUCCUCGGCCUCGGCUAAGCGUCAGGCCCCAGGCGACGACCCAACUGAGGCUGCGCGGCCAUGGCGUGGUGGCUCCUCGGAGUGGCCUUGUCUUUCGCACCUCGGCCGGACCCAGGCCCCGAGGGGUGCAUCGCACACGGCGGCUACCCCGUCACCGCCACCGGCGUCGGGCAGUGGGCGUGCAAGUUUCCGUGCGGCGAGGAGUGGACCAAGUGCCCCAUCGGAGGCACGGGCCCCAGCCCGCCGUGCCCCGCCGACUCGCCAACCGCCAGCUUUGCCGUCCCGUCCGACGCGUGCGAGAAGAAGUGCCGCGACUACAUCGAGCCGAUCUGUGCCGCUGUGGGGUUUACUGCAGCCUGCUUCUCCCAACCGGACCCGCCGGGCGUGGACAUUGAGCACAGUAUGUUCCUGAAUCUGGAGGCGCAGUGCUUGACGGGAGGGGGUGGCCAUGGAGCCGCGCCGCCGACACUAGCGGCUGAAAAAGGGCUAGACCAGUCUACCGCGGUCUACCAAGUCUACCCCCCCAUUUGGUGAAGCCUCUGGGGGGGGGCGGACCUCCCCCCCUAGCAUGUGGUGAAGCCUCUGGGGGGGGUCUGAGGGAGGGUGUAGAGGAUGUAGAGUGUAGAGCGCUGUAGAGCUGUAGAGAUGUAGAGCGCUCUGGAGCGCUGUAGAGCUGUAGAGCUCUACAUCGGGCACGGGACGAACUGCGUGCGUUGUAGAGCGAUGUAGAGCGCGAUUUUGUUGUAGAGUUUGUUGUAGAGGCUCUACAGCCAACCCGCCGGGAAGGCAGUGACUCAAAGAGGUCGAGUCGCACUAAUGGGGUGUCUCCGAGCUUACUGGAGCUCUGAUGGACGGCCCUGACUAUCCCUGACACACAGAGAGUCACUCUGAUGGCACACAACACCCCAUAACUGCGUCAUGACCAGCCUGCAUAUGGCGUCGCCGGUGCCGCAUUCGUCGCAGUGCUUCUUUAGCAGGCGAUGGACUGUCGGCGGCGAGGACGGUCGCAUUUGCGCAAGGCGAGGCGAGCAUUCAGACGCGUUGCAUGCGCCAUGACUCGCGCCAGCGCGUGCGGGAGCUCCUGGCUGAGCGUUGAGUCCAGGCGAGUUGCGCUGGCC
This is a messenger RNA of Emiliania huxleyi CCMP1516, 1126 nucleotides long. RefSeq lists its product as hypothetical. The record is from RefSeq and is a predicted model, not a curated record. The transcript is spliced from 3 exons. Lineage: Eukaryota; Haptophyta; Isochrysidales; Noelaerhabdaceae. The coding region runs from base 69 to 542 and encodes 157 amino acids.